AUGUUCUUUCUUGUUAUAUUUAUAUUUACUUGUGCAGCAAAGGCUGGGCUGAGUCUGAAUGUCUCCAAUUCAUGCCCAAGCAUGUGCAAAUGUACACCUGAAGAGACCAUACUCUGCAACAGAGCUGGACUGAAAACCCUGCCCGGAGAAAUAGCAGCAUCCACCAUCUCUCUAAACCUCUCCAACAAUUAUUUGCGGAUUCUCAACACCAACACCUUUAGAAACCUGACCUCUCUUCAUAACCUCUGGCUAGAUGGGAACAAUCUGACUUUCCUGACCCCAGGAACUUUCCAUGCUCUCAGCAGGCUGCAAGAGCUGCACCUCAGCAGGAACUCACGCCUCACCUACCUGCACGCAAACACUUUCAGAGGACUAUUAAACCUCAUCAGCCUGGAUUUGUCCCACUGCAAUAUCUUUGAAAUCCAUCCACUUCUAUUUUCACACUUGCCUUCUUUAGAAAGGCUUGAUUUAGCCUCCAAUAACAUGAGGUAUGUCCCACAAGCCUUUAGGAACCUCUCCAGCCUCACGUGGCUGUCCCUGGAGGGCAAUCACAUAGAAGCCAUUGGCAGAGAUUCCCUGAAGGACCUGGAAACCCUGUAUGAUCUGAAUCUCAGGAGGAAUCGGAUAUGGAUCAUUCAAAACGGAGCUUUCACGAAGCUUCUCAGAUUGGGCAUGUUAAAUUUAGGACACAACUUCAUCACUGAUUUGCCUAAUCAGCUUUUUGAGGGAUUGAUCCAGCUCAAGACCAUGCACCUUGAAGCCAACAGAAUCACUGCUGUCGACUGCACCUUCAGACAGCUGCUCAACUUGAGAAACUUGUACCUGAACAACAACCAGAUCUCCUCAAUAUCAGACUCUGCUUUUUUAUACCUAAACAAGCUGCACUUCCUUCACCUGAGCAGAAACAACCUCAGCUCGCUGCCCGUGCACUUGUUCACCAAACUGACCAAACUGAAGCACGUGUUGCUGUGGCACAACCCCUGGAGCUGUGACUGCAGCACACUCUGGCUCUGGACCACGCGCCGGGCGGUCAUCGAGGGGCUGGACUGCACCUUCCUGCACCCUCCCAACUCUACAGCACCUGAGGAGCCCCGCCCUGGGCACCUGGGGGACUGCACGGUGCCACUGGAGCUGGCCAGUGAAGACAAGUGCAGGGUGGGCGGUACCAGCGUGGCCCCAAGGCCCCCUGCUCUGCCCAGCCAGCUCAUCCUGCUGGCACUUGCCUGCCACACGUGGUACAACAAGAGGGGAUGGGGCACCGUGGUGGCCACUUUUUAA
Cinclus cinclus is the source of this 1278-nucleotide messenger RNA. RefSeq names its product nyctalopin-like. The transcript has a single exon. Gene Ontology annotation, molecular function: protein binding. Lineage: Eukaryota; Metazoa; Chordata; Aves; Passeriformes; Cinclidae. The record is from RefSeq and is a predicted model, not a curated record. Bases 1 to 1278 code for a protein of 425 amino acids. Gene Ontology annotation, cellular component: plasma membrane.